Molecule: messenger RNA, 836 nt
Organism: Molossus molossus (Pallas's mastiff bat)
Lineage: Eukaryota; Metazoa; Chordata; Mammalia; Chiroptera; Molossidae
Gene: AREG
Product: amphiregulin
Exons: 6
Coding region: 1-759 (252 amino acids)
Biological process (GO): positive regulation of mitotic nuclear division; positive regulation of cell population proliferation; epidermal growth factor receptor signaling pathway
Source: RefSeq, a predicted model, not a curated record
AUGAGAGCCCCGCUGCUGCCGCCGGCGCCCGUGGUGCUGUCGCUCCUGCUCCUCGGCUCAGCCCAGUAUGCUGCAGGAUCGGCUGGCAAUGACACUUCCUCUGGGAAAGGAGAACCAUUUUCUGGGGAUCACGAUGCUGAUGAAUUUGAGGUCACCUCAAGAAGUGAGAUGUCUUUAGGAAGUGCGAUUUCCCUUGUGAAUGAGAUGCCUUCCGAUAGCGAACUGUCCUCAGAAAUUGACUAUGACUAUGCAGAAGAGUAUGACAUUGAAUCACAAAUAUCUGGCUAUAUCGUAGAUGAUUCAGUCAGAGUUGAACAGGUAGUUAAGCCCAAGGAAAACAAAACAGAAAGUGAAAAUACUACAGAUAAACCCAAAAGAAAGAAAAAAGGACACAAAAAUAGAAAAAAUAGAAAAAACAGAAAGAAAAAUCCAUGUGAUACAAAAUUUCAAAAUUUCUGCAUCCAUGGAGAAUGUAAAUAUAUAGAGCACCUGAAAACAGCAACAUGCAAAUGUCAUCAGGAUUACUUUGGUGAACGGUGUGGGGAAAAAUCCAUGAAGACUCACAGCAUGGUUGAUGGUGAUUUAUCAAAAAUUACAUUAGCAGCUAUAACUGCCUUUGUCUUCGCCGUGAGCUUUGCGGUCAUUGCUGCUGUUAUUGCAAUCCAGCUUCGAAAACGAUACUUCAGGGAAUAUGAAGGAGAAGCUGAAGAGCAAAAGAAACUUCGACAAGAAAAUGGAAAUGCACAUGCCAUAGCAUAAAUGAAGAUGAUGUUACAGGGUAUCUGAUCGGAGUCACUACCAAGUCACAACCAGGAGUGAUGCGUUGGUUUCUCUUU